AUGAGUGUUGUCGCCAGUAGACCCGAGAGCGCUGCUGUGCCUUACACCACUACCUACCAACAACACGACCCCCAGGACCAGUGCGUGCAUGGGUACCAGGAUUCUGCAUUCCCAGUCACGGUGCAUCCCGUUGGAUCUCGAAAUUCCUCCGUCUCCUCCUUCAAGACCAAUUACAGUGUAUCCACGGCCCCGACCAGUAUCUGCUCCCCUACCUCCCCUGUCUCGCCAUACCGUCAGUUCGACUCUGCAGCCUCGCUGGACAAGAUCUUGGAGCCGGUCUUCAAACGAGUACCCCAGGAAGUGUACGAUGUCAUUCUUGAUCAAUUGCAGCUGCUCCACACAACCUCGCACCAGUCGUCGGGCUGCUUAACUUGCUACCAACGCGACCUGCACUCCCUAUCCCUGACCUGCCGGCCCUGGGAGAAGGCAGUUCGGGCUAAGCUUUACAAUCGUAUUCACAUCAUCGGAAACGACUCUCCGGCCCAACUAAAGAAAUACAAACUGAAGAGAGGAAGCCGUUUGAAGCUGUUGAGACGCACCCUUCGGGAGAGAAAAUUGCUGGCCAAUCUCGUCCUGGAGCUCCGCGUUCCCCAGCUGGACUUGCUCUUCACAACAAGCAAGCACAGCACACAAUGGCAGGAAUACCGAGACUUGGUCGCCUCCGUCGUGAUGGUCUGCCCCAACCUGGAACGGCUGCAGGGCUUGACCAUCGCUUACAACCACGAGUUUGACCGAUUGACCCACGCAUUGUCCACCAGGAAGAAGCUCAAGGAACACACAUGGAUUUUGGGUGAGGCCCCGGAGGCCUCAGAAGUGUCUCCCCGUAGCACCUCCUGCCCGGGCAGUCUUGGACCCAUGCAGAUGUUCGAGUUUCUUGACUAUCACGUUUCGUGGACAAAUCUAGAAACCCUGGCGCUCUAUGGCUUGAGUGAAGGCAGUGCCUUGGAACCAAGCGUCUUUCUUCGCAUGUUCCACCUCUUGCCAUCGCUGCGUCAUCUCUGUAUAUCAUCCUUCAACGCAGACGCUUUUGCCGACAGCGCUUUACUGUGCCUGCCGCCUCUCGAGUCACUUCGGCUGGAGAACCUGCCGGGCAUCACUGACAGUGGUUUAUCGCAGUACACGUCGAACCCCGAAUCACACAACCUCAAGUGUCUUACCCUGAUCGAGCAGAACGUCGAGUCCCUGCUUGUGAUUUCUAAGAUCCUGGCAUCUCUUCGUCAGCUAGAACGGUUCAAAAUUGUGCAAGCUGACAAGUGUCCGACAUUGGAUACCGACGAGAUGGUUUUCCAGCCACUUCUGGCCUCGUCGAGCCUGAAGUAUCUCCAUUGGGAUGUCGCCUGUCCGAACCCUGGAACUGCUCUCAGCAGACUUGAUUUCCUCCCAUUCAUGAAGCCGCCCAAGCAUAUCGAAACCCCCAACUCUCACCUCGCCCAAAGUAUUCUCUCCACAGGCUUCCCUCGGUUAGAAGCCCUCCGUGCACCAAAUGAUGUUGAACCGCCAGGAGUGCUACAGGCUGUCUGCCAACCUAUACCCAGAGGACAAGCCCUGCUACAACCAGACCGAUACAGUCUUCCCCGAAGCUCGCACGGCUCAGUCAGCACCCGACCAAAGGCCCUUCCUGCCGGGAACAAUUUGACAUCUGCUCGGAUACGGGCUCAAACAUUCAUCGACAUGGCCGCCAAGGACACGGAAACGGGGAUGCAAGUCCUUAUUACAGACCAUUCCGACUCCUAUGUGCCCGACUGUGCCUUGGACGCCUCCUCUGACGACGAAUCGGAAGACCUGGAGAUGGAUGAAUUCGGGAUGUGGGAAUCACGGGAGAGACUCAAAGCCAAUGGCCCUCCGGAAGAUCACGAUGGACCGAUAACCGUGUACGACUUUCGAAUGCCUGCAUAUAUGGGUCGGGUAGGUAGCAGAACAAAGAAAAACAAUGUGGCUAUCCCACGUUUUGUUCUACGCCCCGAUUUACCUGGACAAGAAGCAGAUGGAGGCUUGGUUGGGUGGAAACACAUUCUGGCCUCGAAUCAAUCGCUGACAUACGCUGCCGGCGUUGGCGUGAAUUGCUUUGGCAACCGGAACCCCCCAGCUCCUCCUCCUGAAGAACCUCCAUCUCCAGCAUCAACCACGACUACUCGGUUUGGAUGGGGAAGCAUUAGCAGCCGUUCAACAAUGGCUUCCAGCCCGGUGACGCCUCCUACUCCAUCCACACCUAUGAGCUUUUCGUCCACAUCUUUACCUUGGGAAAAGGAUACCUGCAACGGAUCGUGGAAUUCCAGCCAUAAGAGUGGCAGGGAUUGGUGGUCUCACAUCGAACGCGAACGUCCCGCUAAUGUCGAGGUUAUCGAUCUCAAAUGGCUCUUUUAA
This is a messenger RNA of Aspergillus wentii DTO 134E9, 2364 nucleotides long. RefSeq lists its product as uncharacterized. NCBI's taxonomy places the organism in Eukaryota, Fungi, Ascomycota, Eurotiomycetes, Eurotiales, Aspergillaceae. Bases 1 to 2364 code for a protein of 787 amino acids. The record is from RefSeq and is a predicted model, not a curated record. The transcript is spliced from 2 exons.